Molecule: messenger RNA, 4566 nt
Organism: Tachysurus fulvidraco (yellow catfish)
Lineage: Eukaryota; Metazoa; Chordata; Actinopteri; Siluriformes; Bagridae
Gene: bub1
Product: BUB1 mitotic checkpoint serine/threonine kinase
Exons: 25
Coding region: 139-4263 (1374 amino acids)
Biological process (GO): meiotic sister chromatid cohesion, centromeric; protein phosphorylation; mitotic spindle assembly checkpoint signaling
Molecular function (GO): protein kinase activity; ATP binding
Source: RefSeq, a predicted model, not a curated record
GGUUUAAAAUGAUCCGUUUGUUUUUUAGCGUUAAGACCAGAAACAGCACACAGGAUGUUAGCGGGGUGUUUUAGUCAGAAACAUUCAGAAUAAAAUAACGGAGACAUUUGUUUGGACAGGACGGAAUAAACACACAGAAUGGAUAUCAACUUUUAUGUUCAACGCUUUGAAUCCACUAUCCGAGGUUAUGUGGGAGAUGAUCCACUGUCAGCUUGGGACACGUUUAUAGAAUUUCUGGAUCUCAGACUUCCUCAUGAUGAGAAGAAUAAACUGUCUGUGGUGAUGGAGAAGCUUAUAAAGACGUUCCUGCCAGACAGACAUUACCACAAUGACCUGCGAUUCAUCAACUACUGCAUCAGAUAUGCCAGUAAUCACUCAGACCCUGUGAAGGUGUACAGUGACCUACACGACCAUGGUGUGGGGUUGCACAUGGCUGCUCUGUACAUCAGCUGGGCUCAGCAGUGUGAGAGGAGGAACCUGACCACAGAGGUGCACCAGGUGUAUCAGAAAGCUUUCAACAACCAAGCAGAACCUCUCGACACUCUGCAGCACCACUACAGGUUAUUCCAGGGCAAACGAGGACCGUCUCAGUCGACUCCCUCAGUAGCAGUAAAUAAUCCUCUGCAGGAUUCUCAGUUGGUGAAUCAGCAGCUGCGUCAGAGAAACAGCGUUCAGCCGCAGUGCAAGGAUGUAGUGACUUCUCAGUUUCCUGCAGACAGAUCCAUCCGCAUAAUCUCCAGGUCUGAGAACAACCCACCUCAGUGCACCAGAGGGGACAUGAAGGUGGAGUCCAUGUACUGUGUGAGUGACCUCGUGUGUGAGGGAUCAGAGCUGAGCUUCGAGGAGCUGAGAGCACAAAGAUAUUUUACUAAAGUGAGACAGCAGGAACUGCACAGAGAACAAGAGGAGGUGAGGAGGAGGUAUGAAAAGGAGGAAGAGGAGGUGAUGAGAAUGAAGAAGCUGUUAGAGGAGCUGAACAGCAAGCUGAGUGUUGAGCCGCAGCUACAGCAGGUCACCUCAGAGCCACAUCCUUUCCAGAUGACAGAUGACCCCCCUAAUCCUGGAGGCCAGUCAGAACCCCUCAGUGGCCCUUGUGUAUGUGAGCAGUCCCUUACACAGCACACGGACAGCACACAUGCUCAGUGCAGGCAACACACACUCAUAACACACCCCGAGGGGCCCGGACAUGUAGCAGUGUGUGUGAGCCAAGUCACAUCACUUCCUGGAUCAGAGUGCCUGGAACACAACCAAGCCCAGGACAUGCUCAAGUGUGACAUGUUGAAUUGUGAAGAGGACGACGAGGAUGUGGACACAGACGUGUCUUAUGGAGUCUUUAAUCAUCACACCCACAUCACCCCCAACACGUCUCUGGGUCUAAAUUCAACUACUCCUUCACGUGCACUUCCCUCCCCAACUGUUAACACAAGAGAGGCUCUGGAUCUGAUCGGGAACAUGUUCCAGGGACCUACUCUGCUCCAGGACUCACUAUUCACCACCACACACAACUCUGCCACUGAGGAAGACAGCUUUGAAAAGAACUGCAAAGUCACUGGCUUUAAUCCCUCCUCAAUGAAAGCACCUUCCUCAGCACCAUUCAGAAUUUAUCAGGAUGAAAACAACGAGAACGAAAGUGGUGAUCCACAGGUGGUGCUGAAGCCCCCACCUGCUGCACCCCGUGUCCUGAUGGAGAUCCCCGUGUCUACAGCGAAUGUCACUCCACAGGGGGCGGAGUCUCUUACAGAUGAAAGCACAGCGUGGGGUUCAGGACACACCCCUAUGGCCCCCUUCCCCAAUCACACACAAGAGUUUGCUCUCUCUGCAAAUUUAGUGUCAACACCUCUCCAUCUGAUUACUCUGUACUCCAGGGACACACAGCACGUGGAAUGUGGCGCAGGAGAAAACCCGUAUCUGCGUCAGCCUGCAAAACUGAGUCCCAUUUUGGAGCAGAGUCCCCCUGAGGACAAGCAGUGUGUCGGAGCCGAGUGCACACCCACAGAUCAGGGAACCAUCGUUGGCGAGUGUUUAAGUCUGCAGAGACGCACACGUUCUCCGUCACACAGCAGUCAGACCAACACCACCAUCACCAGGCAGGUGUUAGCACCACUCCGUAUGUUAGCUCCACUCACCCUCCCCCAGCACAGCAUCACACCCACUCAGGAGCUCCGAACCAGAACCAAUCCCAGCUGGAGUGUCUAUCAGAGCCCAAACCAGGAGAUAACAAAACGUCACAUGAGCGAUCUGCAGUGUAGCUCGAGCAGAGGGUUCAGCUCCAUCAGCCUGGGCUUGGGGAGAGAAGCUACACCAGACCACGUGAACUCCAAGCCAGAAGGGAACCGCAGCUCAAACAUCCUGCCAGAAACAGACCAGUUCAUCUCAAGCAGCCAAACCUCAGUGAGAGAGCAGUUGAGGUUCAGCAGUGUGCAGUGGAGCUCAAACAGGGAGCUCAGCUUCCACAAUCACAACCCAAAUCUGUUCAGCAGACUGUUAGGAGAACCUUCACCUGAGAAGUUGAACAUCUUUGAGGAGAAACAAACAGACCAGGGACAUUCCACCCAAUUGCAGCUAUCAGAUGUGGAAGAAGCUGAUCUUCUCCUCCCUGAGAGAUCCUUCAAUAUGCACAAAUCUAUAGGUCUGCUCUCGGAGAACCCCCAGAUGCACCAGAGGAGAUCCUUCUACAAAGUUCCACAAAGCCCAGACCCAGUGUUGUGGGUGAACCAGGAUGUGCCUAUGAGUCCAGCACCAGCUCUAGGGUUUGGCUGGCUUCAAGUGGAGAGUCCGGUCCAGACCGCUCAAUCUGACCUGGAUUUGAUGGAGUCGCCGCCUCAGACCUGCAGACCUGGCUGGGAUGUCCACUCUGAUGUCCACUCUGAUGUCCACUCUGACCAGCGGUCUGGGAUUCUGCUCUCUAAAAGAUCCUUUGGCAAACACAAAUCUGAUCACACACUUCUCCUGACGUUAAACAGUGCAGAGAAGUCGGGUGGUGCAAGUCCAUGUGGAGGCUCAGACCGGGGUCAGGAUGUUCCCAUGAGCCCAGAUGUGGAGCCCAGACUAAACUGGAUUCCCAUCAUGGAGACCGAGGCAGAUCUGGACAUCAUAAUGACUCCACAGCAGAACAAUAAGACAUGUCUGGAGACAGAGAAUGAUGUAGAGAUGUCCCAAAAGCUGGACUGUGAUGUUGUCAUGAGCCCCACACCGCCGUCUGCUCCACCCAAAGCCUCUGUACUGAUCUCUGACCCAUGGGAUGAUGACCUGAUCGUGUCUCUUCUCGCUGGUCUACACACUCCUUUGUCCUCGUUCCCCAACCUACACAGCUGGACAUGCACUAUUCCCCCCAUCACCCCAAAACUCGCCGUGCAAUUGGGUGAUGAGCGUUUGCGUGUGGACUGUGUAUUAGGGCAGGGAGCUUUCGCCACUGUUUAUCAAGCUACAAACCUCACUAACUGUCACAAACUCAUCCUGAAGGUACAGAAGCCCCCAACCCCCUGGGAGUUUUACAUUAACACUCAGCUGAACGUGCGCGUGGAGCCCAGAGCUCGUCACCUGUACAACCUGCUGCACAGCGCUCACCUGUACAGCAACGGCAGUGUGCUCAUAGGGGAGCUGCACAACUGUGGCACACUGCUGAACGUGGUAAACCUGUAUAAGAGCCGCAGUGAGCGAGUGAUGCCGCAGCCUCUUGUACUAUAUUUCACAGUGUGUAUCCUGGACAUGGUGGAGCGACUGCAUGCUUCACACAUCAUCCAUGCUGACAUCAAGCCUGACAACUUUCUGCUAGGAGAGAGGUUCCUGGAGAACAAGAACCUUUUUGAUGAGAACCUGGAGCAUGGUUUGGUUCUGAUAGAUUUUGGUCAGAGUAUUGAUAUGACUCUGUUCCCUGAUGGAGCUCAGUUCAUGGCCCACUGCAUGACCUCUGGCUUUCAGUGCACAGAGAUGCUCAGCGGCCGACCCUGGACAUAUCAGACGGAUUACUUCGGUGUGGCCGGCACUGUGUACUGCAUGCUGUUUGGCUCGUACAUGCAGGUGAAGAACGAUGGAGGUGUUUGGAAGCCCAGCGGAGUGUUUAAGAGGGUUCCUCACAGCGAGCUGUGGCAGGAGCUCUUCCACGUCUUAUUAAAUGUCCCUGACUGCUUGUCCUUGCCGUGUUUGCGUGUUCUACGUGAGCGUCUCUCAGCUGCCCUGGUGACAACCUACAGCACCAAACUGCUCGGCCUCAAGAACCGCCUUGUGGUGCAGAUCCUGGAGUCCAGACCCUCCUGCAGAUAGGAAUCUCCUCUGCACUGAACACCAUUUACACAGAGGCUCGUUUGCUGUCACUCAUGUUCUGAGAUCUCUUUUGUUUUUUAUUGAAAGUGUUUUUUGUAAAAACUGUAAAAAUAUUUUGUGACUGACCAAUAAAAUAAAUUCCACAUGAUGGUGGAUGAGGGUGGGGUCUCAAGUGAAGGGGCGUGGCCUCAGAGCUCAGACUGAGCUGAACAAACCGCUUCAUGCUGUUUCUCUCUUGAACACAAGAUGGCGAAGUUGAGCUGUAAAAGAUUGUCCAAACUAAAUAAAGUCUUUUUUGCUCUA